AGAGGAGAACCAUGCCUGAACCCGCGAAGUCCGCGCCGAAGAAGGGCUCUAAGAAAGCCGUGACCAAGACGGCUGGCAAAGGAGGCAAGAAGCGCAGAAAGUCCAGGAGGGAGAGCUACGCUAUCUACGUGUACAAGGUGCUGAAGCAGGUCCACCCCGACACCGGCAUUUCCUCCAAGGCGAUGGGCAUCAUGAACUCGUUCGUCAACGACAUCUUCGAGCGCAUCGCCGGUGAGUCGUCCCGUUUGGCUCAUUACAACAAGCGCUCCACCAUCACGUCCAGGGAGAUCCAGACCGCCGUGCGCCUGCUUCUUCCCGGUGAGCUGGCCAAGCACGCCGUGUCCGAGGGCACCAAGGCCGUCACCAAGUACACGAGCUCCAAGUAAGAAGUGACGAAGACUUGAUCAAACCCAACGGCUCUUUUAAGAGCCACCCACGGUUUCGCUUAAAGAGCUUUUUGUUUUGUUCGUGAGAAUGAAAGCGGGAUUUUUUGAAGGCGGGGGUGCGGGGAGAAAACGUUACGUAAGGUUUUUUGCGAAUUUUCCCGCGCAAUUUCUUUGCAUAUAGUUUGUGUAAGGGGCACUGAUAAAAUAGUGCGCACA
Molecule: messenger RNA, 602 nt
Organism: Colossoma macropomum (tambaqui)
Lineage: Eukaryota; Metazoa; Chordata; Actinopteri; Characiformes; Serrasalmidae
Product: histone H2B-like
Exons: 1
Coding region: 12-386 (124 amino acids)
Cellular component (GO): nucleosome
Molecular function (GO): structural constituent of chromatin; protein heterodimerization activity; DNA binding
Source: RefSeq, a predicted model, not a curated record